This is a messenger RNA of Peronospora matthiolae, 2337 nucleotides long. NCBI's taxonomy places the organism in Eukaryota, Oomycota, Peronosporomycetes, Peronosporales, Peronosporaceae. The record is from the annotation of a GenBank genome assembly.
AUGGCGAGUGUCGCAGACGCACUGAUCAAGAGCGCGGUGGGAAGCGCCGGCUUUGUUGCAAGCGCCUAUACGCUCACCAAGUUCAUCGUGGCUACGCCUGUGAAAAUCGCUCCACGUGGCGAUGAAGAGCACAACAUGGACGUGAUCUUAUGCUUUGACACGGACGCGUAUUCGCAGGCAGCUGUGGACUUCUUUGUGCAAAUGGUGGAGAAGCAAAGUCACCUGGUUAUUGCCCCCAAGUCGAAGAACGUACUGGAGAAACAGGAAGCAAAAGAAGGCGAGAUUGGAGCCUCGGGGCUGAAAGAAACGUACUACCUGCUGGGAGCUACGCAUGCUACACUGAUGGCGAUCAAGGAGAAGAAAGAGCGUGUGCUGUAUGGCGAGGUGAGUGAUGAGCCUGUGCCUGAACGCUUCUGUUCGGGAGACCGGAUCGAUCUCGUCAUGUUUGAACUGGAGAGGGUGAAAGUGCGAUCGGACUAUUGGUGUCCUACUGGAGACCAUGCCGUUGAAGUAGUGGAUGAUAAAAGUGUGGCUGAAAUACCGGAGCCGUGGCAAGAUGAGGACCAUGGUCGACUCCUGCAGCAAGCGAUGCAUUCAAAGUUGUUGACCGACCAUUUUCCGUUGCACGAUAACAAAGAACGCAGCGAGUUGGUCGAUAACUGGGUCAAGAAGUGGAUGAAGCCGCAGCCAGUGAACACUGUGCGCUCGUACUUUGGGGAGGAAGUGGGGUUCUACUUUGCUUUCCUUGGAAUGUACACGCAGUGGCUCAUGCCGCUAGCAGCGAUCGGUUUAUUGACGUUUGUGCUUGACUUCUUUCCAAGUUGUGCUGUGUAUGGCCGCGGAUUGUAUUCGCUGGUGGUGACAAGUUGGGCGACAGCUUUCCUGAAGUUUUGGAAACGUCGUGAGAGCACGAUGCGCAAUGAGUGGGGUAUUUCUGCAUCCGACUCGAUGGCUUCGGAGCUCACUCGUACCGAAUUCUUUGGUGAAAAACGCUACGAUCCGGUCGAAGGAUGCUACUACACCUACUUUCCACUCAAGGACCGCGCAAAACGCUACUUUGUGACGGCGUUCGCGACAAUGGUUGCGAUGCUUGUAGUCACCUUUCUUAUGGUGCUUUAUUGUUGGAUGGAUGAAUGGUUUGCGGUUGCAUUUGUGCCUGCUACAGGCUGGGACGGCUUGUACGAAUACGUGUGUCUUGUGCCUUCGAUCACGUACUCGAUCGUAGUACUGUAUCUAGAUGCAACAUACUCCAAGUUUGCAUCCAGUUUGACGCAGUACGAAAACCACCGCACCGAAAUUGACUUUGCGAAUGCGCGUGUGCUGAAGUUGGCGUUGUUUUACUUCGUGAACAACUUUGGCUUUCUAUUCUACGUGGCGUUCAAGACACGCAACAUGGUCCUGCUGGAGCAAACGCUGAGCUCGUUGCUGAUCACGCGGCAGCUUCUAGGCAAUAUACAAGAACAACUUCUGCCUUACAUGAGUAAGAGAUCGUCACUCAAGGCCGAAGCUGGGAAGCUGGCCAAAAAAACCAACGACACAUCCACUGUUGUGAACAAGAUUGACGCGGAGCUGCUUUUCCCGACGUAUGACGGCACCUUUGAUGAUUACUUGGAGAUGUUUGUGCAGUUUGGCCAAGUGACCCUAUUCGCAGCGGCUUACCCUUUAGCUUCGCUUUGGAGUUUGUGCAACAACAUUAUGGAGAUUCGAAGUGACGGUUUCAAGCUCUGCAUGAGCUUCCGCCGGAGCCGUCGAACGCCUUCGCAAGGCAUUGGUACAUGGUACUACGCAUUCAGUGCACUGGGGUACUUGUCGGUGAUGACGAAUUGCGCCAUCUUCGGGCUGCAUUCAGGAUUCCUGAACAGGCUCUUUCCAAAGAUCUCACCUGCCGGGUCACUAGUCGCAAUCAUCCUGAUGGAACACGCCAUGGUAGCUGUAAAGGUGUGUGUAGAACUGUUUGUACCGGACACAACCGCCGCCGUCACCGAAGCGCACCGCAUAAGGCGUGCUCGACUCCGCAAGAAGGCCUCACGUCAGGAGGAACUUUCGUCCCACCAGCUAGUUCAGUCGCAAGCAACGAUGGACGAUGAGCACGAAGACAAUGACGCAUGUGUUGUGCAUGAAGCAGUUGCAGUGGCCAACGUGCACGAGUGGCUGAAACGCGAAAAGAUACGUCGGCAGAAGCUGGAGCGCGAGCUCAAAAGCUUGAACGAUCUGUACAUGGGCUGGAUCCACGAAGAGCAGAAGAAGCGGAAGAGGACUGAAGACAAGUUGGCUACAUUCAUGGAACAAGCGGAGGCCCCUCCUGUCCAUACUACGGACAUGUUGAAGGAGAGCUAA